This is a messenger RNA of Aquila chrysaetos chrysaetos, 5047 nucleotides long. RefSeq names its product zinc finger HIT-type containing 6 (gene ZNHIT6). The record is from RefSeq and is a predicted model, not a curated record. Bases 62 to 1066 code for a protein of 334 amino acids. Gene Ontology annotation, cellular component: pre-snoRNP complex; nucleus. Gene Ontology annotation, biological process: maturation of LSU-rRNA from tricistronic rRNA transcript (SSU-rRNA, 5.8S rRNA, LSU-rRNA); snoRNA localization; box C/D snoRNP assembly. The transcript has 11 exons. NCBI's taxonomy places the organism in Eukaryota, Metazoa, Chordata, Aves, Accipitriformes, Accipitridae.
GCCGGGCCCGCCCCGGCCAGGCCCCAUCGGGCACCGCGUGGGGAGGCGGUGCCGGGCAGCCAUGGCGGAGCGGGAAGGCCCCGAGGGCCCUCGGCGGCCGUCGGGCGGGCGGAAGAUGUCCCUGCAGAGAUGCGAAACAUGCAGCGAAGAGGAAGCUAAGUACAGAUGUCCACGGUGCAUGAAAUAUUCAUGCAGUCUAUUGUGUGUAAAGAAGCAUAAGCUUGCACUGAGCUGUAAUGGAGUCAGGGAUAAAACAGCAUUUGUCUCUGUAAAUGAAUUUACUGACUUGAACCUUUUGAGCGAUUAUCGUUUCCUGGAAGAUGUGGGAAGGACAGCUGAUGCUGCUGCUCGACAUCCUACUAUGCAUAGUCCAACAACAAAAAAACUUUUAUGUUGCUUGAGAAACAAAGCUCGAAAGUGUAAUAUUGACCUGAGAACGCUGCCUGUUGGAUUUACAAAAAGAAGAGAAAAUUCAACCACCUUCAAUUGCAUGGAGAAUAAGUUCUACUGGCAUUUGAAGCUCGUAUUUCCUCACUGUCAUGCUGAAUACACUUUAAAAGGGGUGCCUGAUGAUAAAACACUCGCUGAUAUCCUUAAGCCGUACAUUGAUCCAGUGGAAUCAGAUCCUGUAGUUUGUCAAAGGUUAAAAAUCUAUACAGCGUCCCCUCAGUCAGAUGUACAAAUUUUAAUGAAAAUAGAAAACAGGAAACAAAACUCUGUCAGGUACAAUGAACUGGAUGCCAGUAGAAGCCUCCUGGACAAUUUGAAAGGCAAAGUAAUAAUUGAGUAUCCAACAUUAUUUGUGGUCUUGAAAACGUUGAAGAAUGACAUGGUGGUUCUUGGCCAAGGCCUGCGUCUCUCCAGGGACAGGGCUUUCCGGAGAAACAAAUCAAGAAAAAAAACCUGGUUUAUCUUCCCUCCACCCAGCGUCAGUUCUUCGUGGCUGUGCAUAGGGACUGCGGAGCAGCGUGAAGUGCUGUGUAGGACAGAGGCUCCUCCAGGUGCUGGUGCUCCCACAGACACUGGUGAGUUAGAGGCAUCCAGAAACCUCUUGGUUAAGUGGUAAGGAACAGCACAAAUUUAAGUGGAACAAACUGAUCACUUGUGUCACUCCCUGUGUACUACCUGCUUCCUGUGGAAGCACCUACCCGUUGUUCCCCAUGGAGGGGCAAACAGCUAUUGAGCAUUUCCCUCUGAAGAAGAGAUCAUUUCAUGUCUAUUCUGUGAUGAAUUGCAGCAAGAGUUAUUGCCACCAGCCUGGAUACAUUAAUACUAAAGCUAAUCUGUGUAUCUUUUCAUGUUUUAUAGCUCUGACACUUAGGACAGCAUAUUAAUAAACUCAGUAAAAAAGCCUAUUGGAAAUCUUUCACUUUCUUAGCUUGAUUUGAGAUGUAUUAAUCUGUCUAUUUGUCUCUAGUACUAAUCUUAGUGCCAAGGAAGCUGGCAAAAGAACUGCUUGCCUUUUGCAGGCACACAAGGGAAACCACAAAGCUGUUGACUCGUGUGCAUACAUAUACAUAUAAAGAUGUGCGUGUGUGUGUGUCUCUCUCUCUCUCCCCAUAUUCUCUUUCUUGUGGAUACAAAAUCUAAUUCCCCUUUAAGAAGUUUCAUGUAAAUAUACAGUUUCAUAGUUGAAUCUGCAAGUUAUUGACCAAGUCAACACCAAAAACGCACCAAGCAUGUACAAAUCAAGGCAAAAGAUGCCGAAGUGAUAAGAAAGGCUGGGAGUUCAUUCUUGGGCAGCUGAGUCCUGGAAGGAAUGGGAAAUGCGAACAAAGAAAAACAAGAAAUGCUACAGCCAAAUGUCAUUGCAUCUUACUGCUGAGUUUGCAAGGGCUUUUCAGGCAAUGAAAGGGAAGGACAGCCUGCCACACCUGUGGGGGGUGCUGCCAACUGGUCAGCUGGCUCCAUAGAAAAGGGAAAUGGAGGCUUAGGAUAAACACUAAAAAGCAAUUCAAGUUACAUUGCGAAGGGCUUGGGUCCUUUAAAACAUAUUAACCUGCAUCAAUCAGCAUUUUUAAGCUUUUACUUUUUUAGGGAAUAAAUGUAUAGUUUUGGUAGAAGAGUUGAAGGGGAAAAAAAACCAGCAUGUGCAUUAUUCCUCUUGUAUCAGUGCAGUCCAGUUUAGCAGCCAUAAUUUAACAAAGACUUUAUCCCACCCUUCCCUCAGGCAGCCUUUUUCUGCUGCCCUUGGGGGCACCUGCAGCACCUCACAGCAGCUGGUUUUGGAGUCAUAAGACCCAUUGAACAAUAGCUGUGUAAGUGUGAAUGGCAUGAGCCACCCCCCCCCCUUUUACUGCUGGAGCUGAUGCUUUCUUGCCAAGCUGAUAAAAUAGCAUACUUUAUUAAAAAUGCUGUCUGAUAGCAGGAAAAGUCUGUCUAAUUUUUCCAGGGCAGCCACAACAAGGACAAUUUACAAACCACUUAUCCUAGCCCUGUCUCCUCUUUCUCUCCUGGCUGGCGUAGUAUUUCUGCCACAUUUCUGGGAAGUAUGUCCAUCAGGGAAACAAAUGGUGUCUUUCUGUUCUUUUCUGUAAGAGAGAUGUCAACUAUUGUAAUUCAGCAUAAAUUUCCACAGAGUACUAAUCUUAUUUUUCAGUUGUGGUCAUCUAUGACCUAUGAACCUAUGGUAACUAACCCAUGCUUUUUUUAAAAUUUAAUAAGUGACUUUUCCCCUGCAGAGAAAGAAGGGCAAAAAUGGACAUAAGGCAUGGUGAAGGUGAGGAAAUAGGAACACAGGAGGUAAAUAGUCAGAGUCCUGCAGGUCUGUCCCCUAUGAUCUGUUUGCUCAGCCAAGUAAACCCAAAAGUUGAUCCUGGUUGUACUAGUGCAACCUAUUGUAACAAAUCAUGUGGGAAGACUAUAAAUGUGAGGAAUGCCCUGCGCCUCUGCACGUUGUCCAGGCUCCUUGGUGCCAUGUGUCAUGGCAACAAUGGUGCCAAAGCUGCCUUUUAAAGAAUCACCCUUUGACAGUUUUGUCUCCCAACAACUGUGUAGCUGUCAGCUCAUGGGAAUUCCUCCUUCUCCGGAGGAUGCAAAAUGCCAGCUGAGAAAACGCCCAGUUCAUUAUCCCAUAGCAGACAAAACAAAUAUUGUGUUUCCCCUGAACCAGCUAUAUAUAGAAUUAAUCUGACCCUGGUAAGACUCUGUGAGAUAGCUCGGGUUCAACUCAGGCAAGGGAAAAUGCUGCUCCCCAAAAGGAUUUCUCUACAAGCUGGCAGAUGCACUGUUGAUUUACACCAUCCAGAAGAGGUUGGUCUCCUCUUCCAGGAGUGAUCUGUUACAUAAAGAAUAGAUGGCAAUCUAAAUCCGCUCAGCAUUUGGAAAAUGAAAAAAUACUCAGGAGCUUCUCCAUGCAGUGGGGUGAAGUGACUUGUUGCCUAAUGUCUUUAGCUCCUCUAAAUGAGGAGCCCAGACAAUUAUCUAGUAAAAAUACUGUUUCAGUGAAUCACUGUGGGUUUUUGUAUUACAGUACUAGAGCAGAAAUUGAAAACUUCUGUCAACUAUCUGGGUGAAAACCCCUUCUGAGUCGCUUUUCAUGUAUCUAAAGCACAAUUGAAUUAACAUUUUUCUCUUCUAUGGCUGUGAGGAAGACCUGAUCCUGUACCUUUCCUAAGAGAAUGACCCAUUGAUCGUAAUGGGAGCUUUUCCUGCAGAGCAGUGUUUGCCUCUAUUAGUAAUGGCAUUUGGCUGUGCAGUAGUUGCAUGGUUUUCUGAAGAAAUCACUUAAACCUGUAUUCCUUUUAUAAAGUGACAUUCAGUGUCUGUCCAUCUUUCUGGUGCAGAUUCCCAUCACCAUAACAGGACAUGCUGGUGACUGAAUGGCUCAGUUGCUGUCUUGUCCUGGCUUUUCAGGGUCUCAGGUUUCAAGUAGCAUUUCAUUAAUAGUGUGAGAGAUGUCCAUUAAGGCUUUAGAGCCAGCGGUGUUGUUUCAGCAUCUGCAAGCGAUGGGAAGUGUGUUCAAACUUUGCAGCCAUCUAGCACGCCCGAGCAAUCAGCCUGUGUGGUAUGCGUUUGUAUUCAGCUGUGGUCCAAAUUCUCCUUUGUCAUGGUCACACAAGCUGUUCAACGGCAGUGACCAGCUGUGACCUUCAGUCACCUAGUGGUGCACAUAAAGGUUGCGCAUUUGCUACUGGGGAUGUUAGACUCAUCAUUACGUAGCUAUUUUCACUAAAACAAUAAUUGUCGGUGGGAAAAUGGUAAUAGAAUCAUAGGACUGGAAGGGACCUCUCCUCAUCCAUCCUUCUUCCCCAGCUCUGGCUUUCUGCUCCUGGCAGAUAUUUCUUUAAAUUCUUCUUAAACCCACCUGGUAUAGAGGCUGCACAUUCUUCCCAAUCUUUUUCUCUGCUCCUUAUUGAUAGAAAGUUUUCCAUAGUUUUCCUUGCAAUAAUUUAAGUCCGUUGCUUGCCUUCUACCUUGUAGAAAUUACUCCCUUCAUCUUUGUGGCAGCUUUUUACAUAGCUGUACACUGUUCUCAAGUCAUAGCUGUAAAAACCCCCGCCAACUUAUCAAUAUGCUGCUAGUGAUUUUGUCAAAUGGAUGAAAUUUCAGUCUGUGUAUCGAUGACUUUUCUGUCAUAACUUUUAAACCAUAUCUCCUGUUUCAAUUUCUAUUCCUUUCUUCUGAAAGCAAAUGCGCUAUUCACAUAUGCAUCCUCAAGUACAUUUUGCAAAGCAAUUUUCUUCUCACUGUCACUGCCAGCAGAUGACUCUGUGUAGUGUCAGUCACAAAACACCUGGAUUUGCAUCCUUUUCUGUAUGAAGCAUUUUCUCCUCUCUAAAUACAUCUUUCUGUGAUACUGCUUAAGCAGUCUGCAGUCCAUCUUCUGUUACAAGCAUAGUUUUCAUCAUUCUGCAUGAAUUCCAUAGUGUGACACAGCUUUUUUCUUUGCUGGAGGGCAGCUUUGCUCUUUUACACUGGUCUCUCCAGCAGGACAAAAUUACAGGAAAAUACUGGAUGUAGAGCAAGGUAGACAAUAAAUACUAUGUCGAUGACUGUAGCUGACCCAUUUUGUAUUACUGCAUAUGAUGAAUUUUAACAUGACUCC